Cucumis melo (muskmelon) is the source of this 3103-nucleotide messenger RNA. Its product is annotated as probable thimet oligopeptidase. The record is from RefSeq and is a predicted model, not a curated record. Gene Ontology annotation, biological process: peptide metabolic process; proteolysis. Lineage: Eukaryota; Viridiplantae; Streptophyta; Magnoliopsida; Cucurbitales; Cucurbitaceae. The transcript is spliced from 20 exons. Bases 109 to 2181 code for a protein of 690 amino acids. Gene Ontology annotation, molecular function: metalloendopeptidase activity.
CCUCGAAUCUUAUUUACAUCACAAUUACAUCGAUCACAUCCAAACGGGCGCGCACGAAAUUUCCCUCCAUCGCAAUUUCCGCUUGCCCAGACUGAAAGGCGAAAGAAAAUGACAGAGAUUCAAGGAAACACCCAGAAAAUGUACAAACGCAAGACCCAAAGUAAGCUCUUAGUCUUCACCGGAGGCGCUGCUCUUCUCGCUGUCGCCGUGAAUCUUGCAAUCGUUGUCAUCUGCAAACGGAAGAAGAAGAAAGAACUUCCAGGAUUUGAGCUACGCGUCAACCUUUCGGCAGCUGAGAUUCUGAAUCUGGCAGAUAAAAUUAUUGCGAAGUCGAAGAAGGUUCACGAUGCUGUUGCGUCGGUUCCCCCUAACAAGGUUACAUAUUCGAAUGUAAUUUCGCCACUGGCUGAUUUAGAGGCUGAACAGUUUCCACUAGUACAAUCAUGCGUGUUUCCGAAACUAAUAUCCACUUCAGAUGAUGUGCGCGCAGCAAGUGCUGAGGCAGAACGGAGAAUAGAUGCUCAUGUUCAGAUGUGCAGCAAACGUGAAGAUGUUUAUCGAGUUGUCAAAGCCUUUUCAGCCAGAGGGGAGCAGACAAGUGCUGAACAGAAGUGCUUUAUUCAAUGCUUGGUUAGAGACUUUGAGCGGAAUGGCUUAAACCUUACUACAUCAAAAAGGGAGGAAUUGCUGCGAUUGAGGGUGCAAAUUGAAGAGCUAAGCCUGCGAUAUAUUCAAAAUCUGAACGAUGAUGGUACAUUCAUCCCUUUUAGUGAGGUGGAAUUGGAUGGUUUACCAAAAGAAUUUUUUGAGAGUCUUGAUAAAACUGAAAAUGGAAAGUUUAAGGUGGUCAUGAGAAGCCAUCACACUGCAGCAGUAUUAGAACAUUGCAAGGUAGGCACGACAAGGAGGAUGGUAGCAAUGGCAUAUGGAAAGAGGUGCGGAGAAGUGAAUCUUUCUAUUCUAGAAAAUUUGGUUCAUUUGCGACACAAAUUUGCCCGCUUACAAGGGUAUUCAAACUAUGCAGACUAUGCUGUUCAUUAUAGAAUGGCAAGGUCAUCUGCUAAGGUAUUUGAAUUCUUGGAGAACAUCUCUGAUAGUUUAACAGAUUUAGCUGCCAAGGAACUGGCCAGCUUAAAGAACCUAAAGAAGCAAGAGGAAGGGGAAAGUCCAUUUGGUAUCGAGGAUCUAUUAUACUAUGUCAAAAGGGCAGAAGAUCAAGAAUUCAACCUGGAUUUUGUGACUGUUAAGCAAUACUUUCCAGUCUCUUUGGUUUUGUCUGGGAUCUUCAAGAUAAUGCAAGACCUCUUCGGAUUAAGGUUUGAGGAAGUGAUAGAUGCAGAGGUUUGGCAUUAUGACGUUAAGUUAUACUCAGUUUUUGAUCUCAACUCUGGUGAACUUAUUGGUUACUUCUUCCUUGAUCUGUACGCAAGGGAGGAAAAAUACAUUCACACAUGUGUGGUGGCCCUUCAAAGCAGUGCAUUGCUAUCCAAUGGUACGCGGCAGAUACCGGUGGCAUUACUGAUAUCUCAACUACAGAAUGAUGUUGAUGGUCAUGCCGGGUUGAUGCGAUUCACUGAAGUGGUUAAUCUUUUCCAUGAGUUUGGCCAUGUGGUUCAACAUGUUUGCAAUCGUGCAUCAUUUACUAGGAUCUCUGGGCUGCGUGUUGAUCCUGACUUUGUUGAGAUCCCUGCUCAGAUUCUAGAAAACUGGUGCUAUGAAAGUGUUUCUUUGAAGUUGUUAUCUGGCUUCCAUCAGGAUAUUACAGUGCCCAUCAAGGAUGAAGUAUGCGAAUCACUGAAAAAAUGGCGACAUUCUUUUUCUGCGCUGAAAUUGAAGCAAGAAGUUCUUUAUUGUCUUUUUGAUCAAAUCAUACAUUGUGCUGAAAAUGUCGACAUCAUUGAAUUAUUCAAGCAUCUCCAUUCAAAGGUAAUGCUAGGUUUGCCCAUGCUGGAAGGAACCAAUCCUGCUUCAUGCUUUCCAUCUAGUGCUAUUGGUUAUGAAGCUGCCUGCUACAGUCGUGUAUGGAGUGAGGUUUUCUCUGCCGAUAUUUUCGUCUCAAAGUUUCGUGGUAAUCUUUUGAACCAAUAUAUUGGCUUGCAGUUCAGAAACAAGAAUGUAAAAUUGGGAAGAAAUUCAGGAGGCCUUUCUUCUCCGAGUUCCAAACUAUUUGGACUAGGGUAAUUAAUACAUUUUUAGUUUACGAGAUUUGGUCCAAGAAGUCUCAAAAAGAAUACUUAAGUUCCUAAAGUUUGAAAAGUAGUUCUGGAUAGAUCGUUAAUUGACGAACAAAAAAGUGACGUGGUAAUUGUAUUUCUUUAAUGGUUUAACAAUAUUUAUCUAUUUUAUAUUGUAUUUUUUAUUAUGUGGUGAAGGGUGGUAAUGGAUUUGAUAUGCCGCGGCCGAGAAUUAAAAAAAAAAGAAGUUUCAACGCUUGGUAAUGGAUAAUCCAUUAGCCACCUGUGGUGUUAACCUACAGAAUUUGGACAAUCCUCUGAAAAUAGAGUUGGAAUCAUCUCCAGCAAUCGUUCAAAAUUUGGAUAAUCCUCUAAUAAGAGUUAAAAAAUCAUUCUUCCGCAAUUAUUUAUAAAGUUCUAGCUCAAAAGGAGUCCUGGUUCAUAUAUUCCUUCGACUCCAGGAUAUAUUGGAAUCUAAAUACCAACUGUUCCUCCAUUAACACCCCACCUCCCCCUUGGUACGUAUUCCUUCACUGAGGGUUUGUAAAGCAUUUAAUGCACUCAACUAUAGUAGCCACCGGAAUGGGCCAAAUAUGUGUUUGUGUGGAAUUGCCGGGAGCGGAGGCUACUCGGGAAAUAUUUAAAAUGUAGAUUUUGAAUCAAAUUUAACUGAAAAAGAGGGAAAAUUUCAUCGGUCAUCAGAUUAUCCACAACCCUCUCUAAGCCUACUACUACCGCUUUAGGGUCACUUCAUCUCUUAAUGCCAAAUGGACUGAGCCAAUCGCCUCUGUAGUUUUGUUUAUAGCAGCUGACCACAAAUUCUCUCCAACAACUCAACAUAUUCUUACCUUCUCAUAUUAGUUAUUGCUAACUGAUACUGACGAGCAUAAUAGUACUGCAUUACCUAACAUGCUAUCCUAAAGGUCUGU